AAGUUCCAAGUUCCAAGAUCGAAGGUUGUGACGUCAUCAUGGCCUAGUGAGACCCUGUAAACUAAAUAUUUCCCCUAAUAACUCGCUCUGUGGAUGGUCGGCGGAGACUGUGAUAGCUUCAUGAUCAAGAGCGACAUUCACCGAGGAUACAGAUAACGCCAGAGAGGCCAUAGCGAGGUUGAGGAAGGGCCAGAGGGAGUGAAAUAUGUCCCGUCAUGAUGGUACGUCUCAGUGGGCUAGUUCAUGGCUAAAAUAAUACUCAGUCCCUUCUGUUUGGUACGUUUUCUGCGUCGUAAGUGCCUCGUCCGUGACACACCCACACCCGGGGAGCAAUGAGUCUGCAGUCAGGUGUGAGCUGUGAUGCAUGUUUGAAGGCCAAUUUCCGCGGGCGGCGGUACAAGUGCUUGAUAUGUUACGACUAUGACCUGUGCUCCGCUUGCUACGAAGCCGGGGCGACAACCACACGCCACACUACAGACCACCCCAUGCAAUGUAUCCUCACCAGGCAUGACUUUGAUGUGUACUAUGGGGGUGAGGCGCUGUCAGUGGACCAGCCUCAAAGCCUGACGUGUCCUUUUUGUGGUAAGAUGGGCUACACCGAGACCUCGCUUCAGGACCAUGUCACGGCGGAUCACCCUGAUACACCCUAUGAAGUGGUGUGUCCCAUCUGUGCAUCAGUGCCUGGCGGUGACCCCAACCACAUGACGGAUGAUUUCGCUGCUCACCUCACCCUUGACCACCGCUCAGGGGCACCCAGGGACCUCGAUGAGCCAUCAAUCUCUCGCCACGGUGCCCGCAGGAUACCUCACCAGGGACGAGGCAUCAGCAGAGGUGUGGCCCGUAGAAAUAUGACUUUCGGGAGUGUGAGUAGUGGGCUGUUCUCUCCGUCAUCCCGGGAGUCCAUGGACCCCAUCGCAGAGCUCCUCUCCCAGCUAUCGGGAGUGCGUCGAGCCACGGCGGCCGGUCUCCGUCAGCAGCUGGAGCGCCUGCCCAGACGUGGGGGAGCUAGCAGCAGCGGUGGUGGCGGUGGCAGCGGCGUGAGCAGUGGCGGCGGCAGUGGUGGUGGCGGAGGCGGAGGAAGCAGCGGAGGGGGAGGUGGUGGUGGCGGUGGCGGUGGGGGAGGAGUGGGAGGUAGUCACAGUGGUGGCAUGAUCAGCAUCAGCUCCAGCAACACCGCCAACGUGGUCACCGCACACCACCAGCCGCCGCCGCUGCUGGUUCACUCCAGCCCUCACACGCAGGCACAGUCACAGUUCCUCCUUUCAAGGCUCGGAGACAGUGAGAGUGACAGUGAGGGGAGCGGUGGUAGUGGUGGCGGCAGCAGUGACCGGGCAGCCUUCGUGCAGGAGUUGCUGCUGUCAACACUGUGUGAACUGAGCCUUAGUCCAGGGGGUCUUGAGGAGGCUUUCUCACCCCCCUCCUUCCUGCAGCAGCUGGGUGGGGGCAAGGGGACUUUCAAGGGAGGGGUAGAUGCCUCCAAGGCUGGCACUGAUAAGGCCAAGGUGUCAUCAUCUAAUGUUAGCACCCAGACCCCUUCCCCUGCCACGCCUCCCCCUGUUAGCAGCACCCCUGUCCCUUCCCUGCAAACCAAUCCCCAGCACCCAGCACCCCAGUCCAAGGCCCCCAGCAGUGGCGUCAAGCCCGUCAAGGGAGCCAAAGGGGUGAUGGUGGGCCGCUCUAGUCCUGGGAGUCAGCAGCAACAGCAGCAGCCCCAGCCUCAGCCUCCCCCCCAGCAGCAGUCAAAUGGUGGAGGGGUGGUAUCACGGCCACUCACGGGGACGGGAACGGUGGCCGUAUCCCCUGUGGGGGGUCCCGGGCGGGGGCGGGGGGGCUCAGCGGGGGCGGUUUCUCCCGGGUCAGCCCGCAGGAAGCUGGCCCGAGGGGUGGAAGGACGGGCCACGGAGCCGCCCCCGCCCCACUAGUGCCCCCAGAAUCUAGUCCAGCACCAGGGGGCCUUCCCGACGCCGCCAACGAAGCUUGCCCCUGCCCCCACCCCUGCCCUCCCUGCCACCCAUGCACCUGCCUGUGACAGCUGCUCAGCCCCACCAUUGCUCACUCCAGGACUGCUCAGCCCAGCAGUGUGUAGCAGCAGCUAUGUGCUGAGAAUUGUAACCACUGAGUGGUGGAGUGUGUGUGUGCCGGGACAGGCUGUGCUGGAGUGAGCUGUACCUAUACAGACCAUGCCAUCGUGGGCUGUGCUGGGAUUGGUUACCUCAGAAUGAGCCAUUCUAGAACAGGCUGUUCUUGGAUGGGCCAUGCUAGGGGGGGCUGUGCUGGGAUGGGUUACUUCUGAGACGGCCACGCUAGAACAGACUACUGGGAUGGCUCAGGCUAGAGUGCCCUAUACCAAGAUGGCUGAUAUCAGAAUGGGGCAUAUAUGAUGGGCCAUUCUAGAGUGAACCAUUCUGGGAUGGGCCAUUCAUGCAGGGUGUGCAUGAAGAGGGUGGGGCUUGCUGGUGCCAAGAAAAUAGUGUACAUAGAACAUGCGGUUGAUGCAUGUCGGGUUGCUGUGUAUAAAAGAUGUUCAGGCCUUCAUAAUACUGCAUAGCUUUACCCUAACCAUUCAUGAAAUCACAUUUAUUGGCAUUGUCCUCUCAGUACUGUUUCCUUCUGCCAUCAUUGAUAACCAGAAUCACUCACAACUUUUUCUUGUACAUUAUAUAGUUAAAUUUUGAUCAUUAGGUUUGAUUUCUUUUCAUUAAUGUGUUUGCUGACAUUUUGAAAUAUUUUGUCUCAAAAUAGUGUUUGAAAUAUUUAUGAAAUUGUAUUUUUUGUUGCAAAUUACAUAACAGUAAUAAUUCUUAUUGUAGAGCUUUCCUUUGCUUUGGUAAAAUGAUUUUUAAUCAUUUAUACCCACAGCCUAGCAGGAGAUAAAAAGCAGGUCAGUUGACCCACACUCUUAUUGACACCCUAACCAUUACACCUGGUCCAUCACCUUGCCAGAAGGCUGUGCUAGUCACAGACACACAGACAGGCCCUUGAGAGGCUUAUGAUUAGCAUUCAGCACCACCACCAGCCAGGGUCAUCGAGCUGCUGUCUUACCUAAAACAGGAAAAUUAUAUAGUGUGAUACCUCUGAUCAACGCAAAAUAUUAUGAUGCACGGGGCAGUUGCAAUCCCUGUUUUAAAGGGGUAGAGCUCUUCCCUGGUAGUGUUGAAGUAUCCAUUGGACUGUCUUAUGCUAGGCUGCAUAGUGAUGUUUUCUUAGUGCACUUAACUAAUUCUUAAAGUGGAUAAACAUGGUAGACUCAGAAGCACUUUUCAGUAGCAUUGCAGCAUAAGUUGAGCUGAAAUGCAUUAACAUUUUUGGGAAUGUUUAUGGAAUCAAACUUAUAUGUUGUUCAAGCUCAUCUUCUUUUUUUUUUUUUAUUGUAUAAGUGCAGAUCUUUGUGAUAAGAUCGGUAUGGGCUAUACAUGUCUUGAUAGUCAAUAUUUUCUAAUUGUGUAUGUGCAGUACAUCAGAUAUAAUUAUUUAGGACUAGCCAAGUUCCCAAGACUUGGUGAACAAACCUUAGAACAUGCAGCGUGAUGGGACCCAGUGCCAGCUGAAGCCUGGGAAAGGCUUAUUUAGAGCGUCUAUCGCGGCGCCUUGACUUGUAUUGAGAAGUGAGCUUUAUGCCAUUGUAUUAAAGAUUUAUAGCUGGUUGAUGAAAAUGCUGCAGGAGUCAAAUGAUAUGCAGUCCACAGAGAGGGCUUGGCAUGAAAGAGAAGCAUUGCACAAGGAACACCAUCCAGCUUCAACUCAUGGGUCCAUAUUAUAACCACAAGUUGCAGAGAGAACAGCUUCUAGACUGAAGGUUAUUCAACAUGGCUGAGAUAAUACUUGAUGUUAUCUUUUGAGCCAACAAAACUAGAUAACAUUUAUGUUACAGCUUUAAUAAGCCACUGAGAUAACACUGCAAGUUAUCUUUUGAGAAAGUAAAACUAGAUAACAUUUAUGUUACAGCUUCAAUAAGCCACUGAGUUCACCAGUUACUGAAGAGUGUUGCAUAUGUUUGCUUCGUACCUCAAGCUCAAUAAGUUCUGUCUUUGAAUUCAUGAGAGGAAGGGAAUCCUUGGACCUACUGUUACACCAUAAUACUGAUUCUGAAGAAAGUGGUGAAGGUAGUUCACCUUUUUUCAAGUGCUAGCUUAUUGAUAUAGAUUUUGAUAGCUAUAUAGGUCUAAAAGAAUAAGAUCACAGCUUAUAACCACACACAGGUUUAAUGCUUGUCAAUCUUAAUUAUUUCACACCUACUGCUGCAGACACUCCUAGGAGGCUCUUUAUGACAUAAUGUUGACUUAAUGCACAACACAUCUAAACAUCUGGGGUCCCACACUGACCAUCUUCCACAGUGUGUGUGUGUGUGGGGGGGGGGGGGGGGGUCAUGAUGUACUUGUGUGAUUGUUGCUUGUUUGAUGGGCCGCUGGAGUCUUGUCCAGUUCACUUUUGAGUUCCAUGCUGCGUAGAUCUACUUCAACGAAUCGGUGCGUUAAGUGCAGGGAUGGAGUAAAUGCAAGGAUUAGUAUUCAUUGGUGAUUUGGAACCCCUCAAAUUUCUAAGAAUAUAAAUAUGAAUACAAAGAAAUACUGCAAAUUCAAAUGGCAAUAUGAAUACUUCAUGAAAGUAUUUUAAAGUGUUAAAAAUAAAAAGUUAUUCUUGCAAUAAUUCAGCAUUUCAAAGUUAUGAUGUAGUGAAAAGACUUCAUGAGCAGUAAAUAGUGACUGGUACCAAUAUUCAAAGCAGGGAUGUCACACCUACCCUAAGUACAGCAGAGUCUGUGGGUGAAAAGUCAGCCUCACACUGACUAGUUGCCAAUUUACCUCACCUGUAUGCACUCGGUACCAACUACUGACGUCGAAGGAACACUGGACACGGCGAGUGAGUAACACUAACUCAAAUGUGCUCGACAUGUUCAGCAACAUCAACUCCAUACGAUUUGCUAUAGUAAGGCUCUGUCAAACCACACUUCAUAGCAAGCCGUAAUACGUCUGUGAUCAAACUGAAGUUUGCAGUCAAAUUGACAUGGAUAAUAAAUAUGAUUGUUUGCCAGAUUAUUUGCCAAAUACAAUUAUUUUCCCCAAGCAUUCAAAUAUGAAUAGGAGUACUUUGAAUUUUAAUAACAAGAAUGAAUAUGAAUAUAUCUGGAUACUGUAUUCGAAUACGAAUGCUCCAUCCCUGGUCGCAUGAUGUGUGUAGAAUGCUGAUACACUUUUCCAGCAUUGAGUGGUGACAGGCAGGUGAGGGAUUUACUUUAGCUGAUGAAAGCAGUAAUGAUUGGCUUGAUGCUUCCAGUGUUUUGUGUGUCCGCAUGUAUAGAGGAUUAGUUUGUGUCACCUGCCCGACUGACAGCAGGUGUAAGAAUGGUGUGUUUGUGUGUGUGUGUGUGUGUGUGUGAGAUCUGUGAUGGUUUGUAGUGGGGGGGCCUUGGGGGAUGGCUGCAUGCACCCAGGGGAGGUGGCUGGCUGUCCAUCCCGUGCUGUGGGCGGCCUUACAUCAAUGGUCUUUCAGGAGGAAUGUGUGUGCCAGGUCAGAUGCGUGCUUGCUGGCAAGGGUUCAGUUGUUAGUGCUGUACAGAUUGUACUUAGCUCUCUUGUUUGAGUUCAGAUAGAGUCUUUAGGCCUAUAUAUUAGAGAGGUGCCUGUGUGUAUGAACUAUUGGUUAAAGUUGUUUGCAGUUAUACAAACUGAUGUAUGAUCCUGAAUAAAAUCUCUGGUCCUAAGAGUGUCCUAAGAGUGCCACUGAUGGUGUGUUUGGCAAGUGUUGAUGACUUUCAGUGAGUGCCAUCCUUGCCCUGGACACUGGCUCUGCAUGGGAGUGUGUGACAGUUGAAACGCCACUAAAUGGCAGUUACUGAUGCUAGGAGUGUGCUGUGUGAUAGAUGGAACUGAUUUGUGUAUUUAGAAAUUAAUUAUUUUGUUUCCUAAUCAACUUCGUAUUUAGUCCUGUAUCAGUUUGGAAUUAUUAAGGGGUCCAUUGUGAUUUUAAAGUCUUCAUCACCUGCAUAAUUGUCCCUUGAAUAUGAUAAUGGAUGAAGUGUCAUUUUAGGUUUAGUUUUGAGUUGUGAUCACGUGCAGCAUUGGCAUGUGAGGGUCUUGCCCAUAACAAUAACAGCAAGAACAACAACAACACUAUCUGGGAGUCAUGUUGGUGGAGGGCACAUGUGCUUUGAGGAACACCUGCUGUGGAGCUGUAACAUAGCUGCUGUGUACUGUACUUUCAUUUCAGGUGAAGUCUGUUUUUAAUGUAAAUAAUACUGCAGAUUGAUUUUCCCUGCCAUGCUGUCACCUAUCCGUAUUUGAAAUUGUAUUAUUGUAGGAAUGCUACAGCAAAAUUCUUUGUACAUAGAUGCAAUGCAUAUAUUGAACACUAUUGAUAAUCAUAUGGGAGCAAUGUUGAUAUGAUCACUUUAAGCCAAAUGAAAAAAUGUUUAAUAGAACUCUAUCAGGAAAUAAAAAAUGUGACUAAAUGUCAAUCAGUCUUUGUCAUGCCAUCUCAUAAACAAACAAUUACGAUAUAGAGAAAAAUGAAAGAAAACGAAAUUAUAUAAAAUGUAAUGGCAAUGUGUAGGUAAGCAUUCUUGGACAUAAUAUAUUUAGUUGCAGAGGUGAGGGACAGGUGUGUGGGCAGGUGAGGUCAUGAAGGGGGCGGUCAGCAGGUGUGGAGAGACUGGGUCAACACAGGGCAGGGAUGUGUACAGGUCACAGCUUGAGAUAGGUUAUGAUAAAGUAAAUUUCUCUCUCUCUCUCUCUCUCUCUCUCUCUCUCUCUCUCUCUCUCUCUCUCUCUCUCUCUCUCUCUCUCUCUCUCUCUCUCUCUCUCUCUCCCCUUGAGCGUACUCGAAGGUGGAGUCUUGGGAAAGUGGAUAAUAAUGUACUUAAUAAAAACUGAUCGUUAUCUUGUUAUCAUAUUCCAUGCCAUACCAAACCAGUGACUGACAGAUUCGAGAACUUUAGUAAGAUUUUUGAACCAGCUUGAUAUUUAUUUGAUAGCCUAAUAUGUUCAACAACCCUCUAACUCAUCCAUGUCCAGCUACACCACGCCCAUUUCCUAUCAUACCAUGGCACGUUACUAUAUAGAGGAACGAAGCAGAUCAUCAUUAAUAGCGUGAAUAAGAGGUUGUUAUUAAGCAGGCUGAUUCUGUUAUUAUUAUUAUUAUUAUGGUUAGGGGUGAGUGCAUUUUUUGUCCUUGGGAUGUGGCUUUGUUUAUGUCAGUUUGUUAACACACUUAUACACUUCAGCUGUUAUUAGAGAAAAAAGUCACAAAUGCACACUAUAGGGUCUUCAUUUAUGCUUUAUACGUGAAUGCUGUAGUGUAAUUAGUGGUUUCGCAUUACUAUUAUUAUUAUUAUUAUUAUUAUUAUUAUUAUUAUUAUUAUUAUUAUUAUUAUUAUUAUUAUUACUAUUAGUUCCUGUUCCUUAUCUCCCAGCUGCCGAUAUAAAGCGAGUGACAGUUUCGUGUGGCGUGACUAAACCUCAUUAUUUCUGGUGGCGCGGCGCCCCCCUCCCGUGGGUGGGGGCCGCGUGGUGACCUGGUGAUCUAUAAGCUUGUGCCGCGCGCAUUACCAUCUUGUGAAGAAAGCUGUUGUGAUUUUUUUUUUUACACUGGUGAAACUAUGCUAAUUUGGUGUGUCAGAUACAUUAUUCCUACCUAACUUGUGUUGAUCGAUGGAAUAAAUAUUGUUUUUUUGGCA
Eriocheir sinensis (Chinese mitten crab) is the source of this 7672-nucleotide messenger RNA. It is a transcript of the gene Kcmf1, whose product is annotated as E3 ubiquitin-protein ligase KCMF1-like. Gene Ontology annotation, biological process: synaptic signaling. The transcript has 8 exons. Gene Ontology annotation, molecular function: zinc ion binding. NCBI's taxonomy places the organism in Eukaryota, Metazoa, Arthropoda, Malacostraca, Decapoda, Varunidae. Bases 333 to 1922 code for a protein of 529 amino acids. Gene Ontology annotation, cellular component: plasma membrane. The record is from RefSeq and is a predicted model, not a curated record.